Labeo rohita (rohu) is the source of this 4673-nucleotide messenger RNA. It is a transcript of the gene kcnk12l, whose product is annotated as potassium channel, subfamily K, member 12 like. Gene Ontology annotation, cellular component: membrane. Gene Ontology annotation, molecular function: potassium ion leak channel activity. Gene Ontology annotation, biological process: potassium ion transmembrane transport; stabilization of membrane potential. The record is from RefSeq and is a predicted model, not a curated record. The coding region runs from base 586 to 1941 and encodes 451 amino acids. NCBI's taxonomy places the organism in Eukaryota, Metazoa, Chordata, Actinopteri, Cypriniformes, Cyprinidae. The transcript is spliced from 3 exons.
UUCACACUAGCCAGGAAUAAACGGCGCGUAUUAAGUUUAACAACAUGUUUCCACCACUUUUGAUUCUUUUAACUCGCUUCAUUAACAUAGAAAUAUUGUUUGGGGGACUAUGGUGACAUCAGCGGAGCUCUUAAUCAAAUAAUAAAUAAUAAAUCAGCCAGCUCAAGGAUGAUUUCACAUCAAGACCACAGCAUUAUUACUGAUUGGUGCGGCACCAGCUAUACUUGGAUAGCGAGAUGGGAAAAGAUAGCAAUCUUGCGCUUGCCUGCCUACUGUUACCUCCUAACCCAAAGGUGUAUCUUGAGGUUUUAUUUCCUGGACCAUGUGUCAUUUUACCUGAUAACCUUGCUUUUUACGAUGGUGUCACUGGAUAAAGUGAUGCGAUUAUGAGUCCAGCAGAAUGUUAAUGGACAUGAAGAACUUCCAGUACACUUUUGUCCCACGUUUUGAGCUGUAUCUGCAAACAAGAGCAACAUACAGUUUUCAUGUGACUCUAUACGCCGCCUAAAGUGAGUGAGAGAGUGUUUGUGUCUUGUGUCUGUGCAUGUUUGCCUGUUCUUGUCAUUUCCUGCUGGUGAUCAAGUCAUGCCACGUGGAAGAGAUGUCAGCAACAGCUGUUGCCUCCCACUUCACCUGAAUGAAGACAAUGCCCGUUUUGGCUUGUUGGCGGCCCUCAUCCUCCUCUACCUGCUGUGUGGGGCGGUGGUGUUCUCCGCACUUGAGCAUCCCUCUGAGGUGCAGGCUCACCGGCGCUGGGACGAACAGCUGGCCAACUUCACGGAGCAAAACAGCAUAAACCUGAAAACAUUACAGGUCCUGCUAAGGCAAUAUGAGGAGGCCUUUGCGGCUGGGAUCAGAGUGGACAAACUUAGGCCCCGUUGGGAUUUUUCAGGAGCUUUCUACUUUGUUGCUACUGUGAUCUCCACUAUUGGCUUUGGCAUGACCACUCCCGUCACGGUUGCAGGUAAGAUCUUUUUGAUAUUCUACGGACUCCUUGGCUGCGCAGCAACAAUCCUCUUCUUCAACCUUUUCCUGGAGCGCAUCAUCACGAUGUUGGCCUACAUCAUGCGUUGGUGUCACGAGCGACAACUGCGCCGCUCCGGCGUGGGAGGAGAGGAGGCCAGGAGUGAGGACGACAGUCUGGAAGGUUGGAAACCAUCGGUCUACUACGUAAUGCUCAUUCUGGGCAUCGCCGCAGUGCUGAUCGCAUGCAGCGCGUCUGCGUUGUACUCUGCCAUGGAGGACUGGGAUUACUUUGAGUCCUUGUACUUCUGCUUUGUGGCCUUCAGCACCAUUGGCUUCGGGGAUGUGGUGAGCAGCCAACGGGAGAGCUAUAAAGCUCAGGAGGCCUACCGUCUGGGCAACUGCCUCUUCAUCCUCAUGGGUGUGUGUUGUAUUUAUUCCCUGUUUAAUGUAAUUUCCAUCAUUAUCAAACAGACGCUCAACUGGAUCCUCGGCAAACUGGACUGCAGCAAGGCUCAGUGUCCCUGCCGCGGGCGUCCGUAUAGGCGACGAGGUCGGGCCUGCUGCUGCUGCUGCCUUCCACGCAUUCCCAACCAGCGGCACAACCACCAUCCUCCACCGGGACAUUCCCGGCAGAGGGCUCAAAAGCGCAACGCCGUGCACCCUGCCCCGGCUAACGAAGCGUCAGGAAAGCGCUUCACUAAUGCAUCAGUGGAAACAGUUUGUGAUAGUGAGACUGAUGCUGGCUUAGGACCAGAUGGAGGUUAUCUGACAGGGCGCAGACUGUCUGGAGAAAUGAUCUCAGUCAAUGACUUUAUGGCCAACAAGGUUUCUCUGGCCAUUCUGCAGAAGCAACUCUCAGAGACCGCUCAUGGUAAUCCAAGACAGAGCCACGUUCGCCAGAACGGCUUCUCCGGUGGAGUGGGCGCCUUUGCUAUCAUGAAUAACCGCCUUCAGGAGACAAGUGUCGACAGGUAGCUUGGUUAUACAAAGGUGUUGGAUAUUGCACAUUGAAGAUAACUUUUAAUAAGGGUUGUGUUUCUUUCAGAACUGAAUUGAGAAUGGCUUUAAAAUUCCUGAAUUUGAAUUGCAUUUGAGUUGCCAUGGCAAACAGAAUGUAGAAGUAAUUUGAAUUUGAAUGUAAGAAAGUGGGAUUAAAUUGAAAUUCAAAGAAAUUUACAUGACUGAUUUUUAACUUGUUAAUAUUCACCCCAUGUACUCAUGUACAUGUUAUUCAAAACCCAUCAGAUUUUUGUUAAUCUUAAAAACAAAAAUGAUAUUUUUAAUGAUAUGUGACCCCCUGGACCACAAAACAAAAUGUAAGUAGCAUGGGUAUAUUUGUAGCAUUAACCAAAAAUACACUGUAUGGGUCAAAAUUACAGAUAUUAAAUCAUUAGGAUAUUAAGUAAAGAUCAUGUUCCAUGAAGAUAUUUUGUAAAUUUCCUACUGUAAAUAUAUCAAAACUUGAUUUUUGAUUAGUAAUGUGCAUUGCUAAGAACUUAAAGGGGAUUUUCUCAAUAUUGUAAUUUUUGCACCCUCAGAUUCCAGAUUUCAAAUAGUUAGUAUCUCGGCCAAAUAUUGUCCUAUCCUAACAAACCAUACCUCAAUACUUAGGUUUUGUGGUCCAGGGUCACAUGUUAUUAUUGUGCGAAUAACAACCUAAAUUAAAUCUGUUCAUCAUAUAAAUUAAUCAUAUUACUUCAAAAGACCACUCGAUUCACAUGGAUUAUGUUAACAAAAUUUUUAUGAACUUUUUGAAUAGUUUUGGUGACAUUAACAAAAAUCUCUCAGGUUUCAAUAAAAAUAUCUUAAUUUGUAUUUCGAAGAUGAAGGAAUAUUUUAUGGGUUUGGAAUGACAUGAAGGUGAAUAAAUGGUGACAAAAUGUACAUUUUUUAGUUGAACCAUCUCCUUAAAAAAAACUUUGAAUAUUGGCUUAACAAAACCUUAGUUGAAAGUUGACGAAAAACAGACAGAUAUGUUUGAAAUUGUAUUUUUCAAUGCCAUUUUCUGUGAAUGUGUGAGACUUCCGGUUCAUAGCUGCUGUAGGGAAAUAACGGGGAGAAUAAAGUGCAGUAAACGGUAAAACUGUUUGCACUGCAAACCAGUUUGUUCAUAAUUAGGCAAAUACAUUAAAAUAAUACGGUAAGACACACCAGUUUGCGAUAUCAAGCAGCUAGGUGAGCCGUUUGUACUAAAAAUCGCUGGAAAAAUUACACCGGAAGCCAGCACAUUAAAUUUGCAAAUGUCUGCGCCCACUCUUACGGGAAAAUUAAGGUGGAUAGAAGUCGUAAACUAAACAGUUAUUAAAUAUUUCUGCAUUUUUAGUAAUGGGAGAAGACUUAAUUUCCCAUUAUUAGUUAAUUCCAAACCAAAUUCCUGGAUAAUUAAAUUAAAAUUUGCACUCACUGACUAAAAGAAGGCCUGUUCUUCAGUUCUGAAUUUUUCCCAACCGGAAAUAUCUUGCUGGAAAUAUACGUUAGCAGAGGUCUUAGCAUUUUCUUCAUGUAAUUAAAGAUGUAAACCAUACAUUCACCAUUGUAAUACACAGUACAGAGCAAAUUAGAUCAAAUUAAAAUAGCCAAUUUACCUCUGUAGAGCACAAGGACAGAGAAUGUUAGCAUUUAUGAACCGCUUCGUUCUGAAGAGGAGAAGGCUUUCAAUUUUUUUUACAUCAUUAUAAACAAACCAUGUGAUUUUAAUGGUAACGUCGCUUCUCAGAGUCACUUUAAUGCUGAAGUGAUUGGCCGGUGUGGUGAGCAAUCACACUGUGCCUCUGGAGAGAUGCUUUAACGGCUCUUCACGAAAACAGACUGAUUUUCAAGAGCCAGGCAGAUGUAGCCACGGCACUUACUGAGAGACAGUCCCCCCGAGGAACACAUACAAGUGUCAAAUCAAAAGGAGAUGGUCAGUAAUAUUCAUUGUUUAAUCGUUUCUAUCACACUGCCGUCAGUGAUGAUUGUCCUAAGAAACAAAUGAUCUAAAAUGAAUACAAAUACGUGCUUAGUGAUAGCAUCAUCAAUCCUUUAAAAGACAAACCAAGUCAUGCCCUGGUGAAAAAAACAGCAUAUGCUGGUAGGUAUGUUUUGAUGCUGGUUUAAGCUGGUCCUUUGCUGGUUUUUGCUGGUCAUGUUGCUGGUCAAGGACCAGCAUAAACCAGCAUCAAAACCUACCUAACCAGCAUCCCAGCAUCAAAACAUACCUACCAGCAUAUGCUGUUUUUUUCACCAGGGUGUGUAUAGAUUCUGUAGAUAUUGUAUAUUGUAAACACAAAUAUAACUUCGUUAAAUAUUUAUUUUGGUAUUCAUGUGUUUCAAAUGUAAUAUCUAUGCCCUUUGUAUCUGUAACAGCAGUCUGUUGUCAUUCAUAGAGCUUUUAAAUCUGUUUCUGAGGCGUCGGUGUGACAUAAAUACAAGGUUUGCAAACCACAGAUGGUUAUUAAAUAAAGAACGAGGCUUUACUGCCUCCUUGAGGAUGACAGUAGUACUGCUUACUGAUAGUGAAAUCUGAGCUCAACCACACACACACUCACAAAAUGUAUGACUAUAAUUACCAAAAGGCCAUAACGUCUCUUUAUGUAGCAGGGCAGACAUUAAUAAACUGAAAUCUCAUGAAUGACUUGAUCUGUUUAUUUUUAUUACUCAACCUUCAACCUUAGCACAAAUAUUGCAGAAGAUCUGUAAAAUGUGCACAGAGAAAGAUCAUUACACAA